GCUCACACUUUCACACACUCCACUGCUCGCUCCUAGCUGUAGCCCUCCUUUAUAACGCGGCGAGGCCAGUGCGAAUCCGAGACCCCAAAGGACGCCUCACUCCCCUCCCCUCUCGAGAUCCCCUCGGAAUCGGAGCUCAGCUCCCCCGGCCGGCGAGUUUGCUCUAGGUGCGCGCCUGUGUGACCAAGCUGCAACCUUUGGGUUGUUUGGUCGGUGGACUCGAUAUAAACAAGCCGCGUGGAGUGGGAGGUGAGCUCGUCCUGUACAUGCCAGAGUAGGUUUAAUGGCAUUUGGCCGAGGUGCAAAGAUGGACGGGAGGCGGCCUUCGUCGCCAUCCUCGUCGUUGUGCACGACGACCACCGUCGUCGUUUUUGUGGCGCUCUGCCUGGUCGGUGCCUGGAUGAUGACAUCGUCCACCGUCUUCCCACUAGAGGUAUCCUCUUCAAAUAAGAAGUCGGAACCAUUAGAUGCGUCGUCAAAUAAGAAACCAGAGGUAAGGGAUCAGCGUGCAGCUGUUGAUUUUGGCGCAACCGAGGAGUCACCAUCUGGCAAUGCUGGUGGAAGUUCGGCGAAAUUCGAGGAUACCGACAAUAAUGAUAAUGUUCCAGAUGAGUCGCACAAUAACAGGGAUGCUCCUGAGGAAGAGAAGUUCACUGAGGACACAAUGGAGAAGCCUGUGGAGAGGACUGAGGAAAAGGAAGCACCAAAAGAAAAAGAUGAGGUUAAGGAUUCAUUUGAUGAUGCAAAUGGAAAAUCAGAGGUAAAGAAUUCGAAGGAGGGUGGGGAAACUGGGCGUUCUGGUGACGAGGAGGGGAAAGACAAUGAGACCACAACUGAAAAUGAUGUUGAUCAAUUCAAUGGAGAGAAGAAGGAAGAUCAAGAAGGAAAGUCUGGUGAUGAUGCCAUGCAAGAUGCAACUGAACAGCCUCAAAUAGAAGAGAAAGUUGAAGAAAGUGGAGAGAAGGAACAGGCUGCGAAGGCUAACGAGGUGUUUCCUGAUGCGGCUCAAUCUGAACUUCUGAAGGAGUCGAAUACUGAGAAUGGGUCAUUCUCUACGCAGGCAGCAGAGUCAAAGAAGGAGAAGGAAGCCCAAGCAUCAUCAAAAUCUUCAGGUGAUGGAAUCACAUAUAGCUGGAAACUAUGUAAUAGCAGUGCCGUGACAGAUUACAUACCUUGCCUUGACAAUGAGAAGGCUAUUAAGAAGCUUCAUUCUACAAAACAUUAUGAACAUCGUGAGAGGCAUUGCCCUGACGAGCCUCCGACUUGCCUUGUUCCACUUCCAGAAGGAUAUAAGCGGCCCAUCGAGUGGCCCAAGAGCAGGGACAAGGUAUGGUACAGCAACGUCCCUCACACCAAGCUUGCAGAGUACAAGGGCCAUCAAAACUGGGUUAAAGUUUCUGGGGAUCAUCUCUUGUUUCCUGGGGGCGGGACACAGUUCAAGAAUGGCGCACUCCACUACAUCGAUACUAUUCAGCAGGCAUUACCUGAUAUUGCAUGGGGUAAACGAAGCCGUGUCAUUCUAGAUGUUGGUUGUGGGGUUGCCAGCUUUGGAGGCUACAUGUUUGAUAGAGAUGUGCUCACAAUGUCAUUUGCUCCAAAAGAUGAGCAUGAAGCUCAAGUACAGUUUGCGUUGGAGAGAGGAAUUCCAGCAAUAUCAGCUGUAAUGGGCACCAAGAGACUUCCAUAUCCCAGCAGGGUUUUUGAUGUCAUUCAUUGUGCUCGCUGCAGAGUCCCUUGGCACAUUGAAGGUGGCAAGCUUUUGCUGGAAUUGAACCGACUACUACGCCCUGGUGGUUACUUUGUGUGGUCCGCCACUCCUGUUUACCAAAAGCUCCCUGAAGAUGUUGAGAUAUGGAACGCCAUGUCUUCUCUGACAAAAUCCAUGUGCUGGAAAAUGGUUAAGAAAACAAAGGAUACACUAAAUCAAGUUGGUAUGGCCAUAUAUCAGAAGCCAAUGGACAACAAUUGCUAUGAGAAAAGAUCAGAAGACAGCCCUCCAUUAUGCAAGGAAACUGAUGAUGCAGAUGCUUCAUGGAAUAUUACAUUACAAGCAUGCAUACAUAAAUUGCCUGUUGGUCCAUCAGUGAGGGGGUCAAAAUGGCCAGAGUUUUGGCCUCAAAGGCUUGAGAAGACCCCCUUCUGGAUCGAUGGCUCUCAUGUUGGAGUUUAUGGAAAACCAGCAAAUGAAGACUUUGAGGCAGAUUAUGCACACUGGAAGCGUGUUGUAAGUAAAUCUUACGUGAAUGGCAUGGGAAUCGACUGGUCUAAAGUGAGAAAUGUCAUGGACAUGAGAGCUGUAUAUGGCGGUUUUGCUGCAGCUCUGAGGGGCCAGCGACAAGUCUGGGUUAUGAAUAUUGUGCCAAUUGAUUCUCCUGACACACUGCCCAUAAUUUAUGAGCGUGGCUUGUUUGGAAUGUAUCAUGAUUGGUGUGAAUCUUUCAGCACUUACCCAAGAACAUAUGACCUACUGCAUGCAGAUCAUCUGUUUUCAAAGCUGAAAAAGAGAUGCAAAUUGUUGGGAGUCUUUGCCGAGGUUGACCGGAUAUUGAGGCCAGAAGGCAAAUUGAUUGUGAGGGAUAGCGCAGAGACAAUAAUCGAACUCGAAGGCAUGGCAAAGUCCCUACACUGGGAGGUAACCAUGACCUACGCCAAGGGCAACGAGGGUUUGCUGUGCGUCCAGAAAACCAUGUGGCGGCCCAAGGAGAUCGAAGCAAGCAUGUGAUAUAUAUGUUCCAAGAUAAAUUGUUACUUGUUUAGGGGUACACUAGUCUGAAUUUUGGCUCCAGAUAAGCAUAUGAUUCUUUCCGAUGCUGAAGGCAAAAUGCUUUGGUGCAGCUGUAGAAUAAUGUGUUUGAGUGUACUCUUCAUUCUUUCUGAGCUUGAACAACAUUGUUGUAAAAUGUAACGUUGUACUGGAAGUCAAUAGUUAGAGCCAGAGAAGGCACAAUUCUUCAGGAAAACCUCACUACAGCUACAUGUAUGCGAUGACAGUCCCAUAUUCUUGAAUACAUGGAUGCCCACACACAAAGGAACUUCAAUGCA
Brachypodium distachyon (stiff brome) is the source of this 3042-nucleotide messenger RNA. RefSeq names its product probable methyltransferase PMT26. The transcript has 9 exons. Bases 284 to 2722 code for a protein of 812 amino acids. Lineage: Eukaryota; Viridiplantae; Streptophyta; Magnoliopsida; Poales; Poaceae. Gene Ontology annotation, cellular component: cytoplasm; endosome; trans-Golgi network. The record is from RefSeq and is a predicted model, not a curated record. Gene Ontology annotation, molecular function: methyltransferase activity.